ACUUGUGUGGCUAUAGGUUAUUUAGCAGAUUUCAAGCAGACAUGGGCGGCACUUGGAUGUGUUUGUGUUUAACGUGUGAUUCAUUAACCGAGAAGCAGCGUCAAAUGGCGAAACCAUACGAGUUCAACUGGCAGCGGCCUGUUCCUCAUUUCAUGCAGGAAGGAGCAUAUUUUGACAGAUUUGAUGAGGAUCCGUUUGUCUUUGAGUCUAAUUGUUUUUUCAAAGUGGAUGCUUUUGGAUUCUUCCUGACGUGGAAAAGUGAUGGAAAGGAGGGUCAAGUAUUAGAGUUUUCCCUGAUCAACAGCAUACGAGACACCAGUGUGCCAAAGGACCCAAAGAUCCUGUCGGUGUUGGAGGCCGCGGGAAAAUGUGAGAGUAACCUGGAGGACAGAAUCGUCUGCAUAUGCAGCGGCACAGACCUCGUUAACCUGAGCUUCAUGUACAUGGUCAUGCAAAACAGCAGCACUGCCAAGCAAUGGACGGACAGCUUGCGGUCAUUGAUUCGGAACUCUCGAGCGAAUAACGUGUGUCCGAUGUCCUGCCUGAGAAAACAUUGGAUGCGGUUAUCAUUUUUGACCAAUGUGAAUGGAAAAAUACCUGUCAGGAGUAUCACACGAACCUUUGCCUCGGGCAAAACGGAGAAGGGCAUUUUCCAGGCGCUGAAGGAUCUCGGUUUACCCAGUGGAAAGAACGAUGAAAUCGAGCAUGAGAUCUUCACAUUUGACAAUUUCUACAGUCUUACGCAGAAGAUUUGUCCCAGAACUGAUAUUGAAGCACUGUUCAAGAAACUCAGGGGAGACAAAAGUGAUUAUUUAAGCGUAGACCAGUUAGUCCACUUUUUGAAUGAAAAUCAGAGAGAUCCGCGUCUGAAUGAAAUACUCUUCCCAUUCUUCGACUCUAAAUGUGCUUUCCAAAUCAUCCAGCGAUAUGAACCUGAUGACAAACUGAAGAGGAAAGGUCUGAUGUCGUGUGACGGGUUCUGCCGGUAUCUGAUGUCUGAUGAAAACGCUCCUGUGUUUCUGGACCGGCUGGAGGUUUAUCAGGAGAUGGAUCAUCCGCUGUCUCACUACUUCAUCAACUCGUCUCACAACACCUACCUGACCGGCAGACAGUUUGGAGGGAAGUCGUCAGUGGAGAUGUACAGACAGGUGCUUCUGACCGGCUGCAGGUGUGUUGAGUUGGACUGCUGGGAUGGAAAAGGCGAAGAUCAGGAACCCAUAAUCACCCACGGCAAGGCCAUGUGCACAGACGUCCUCUUCAAGGACGUCAUUCAGGGAAUUAAAGAAACGGCCUUCCUAACAUCAGUGUAUCCAGUGAUUCUGUCCUUCGAAAACCACUGCACGAAACAUCAGCAGUAUAAACUGGCACGCUACUGUGAGGACAUUUUUGGAGAUUUGCUCCUGAAACAGCCGUUAGAUGAUUUCCCGAUGGAGGCCGGAUCUCCGCUGCCGUCUCCAAAUGACCUCAAAGGAAAAAUCCUCAUCAAGAACAGAAGAUUAAAACCUGAAGUUGAAAAAAAACAGCUGGAGCACUUCAGGAAGCACAUGGAGGCCGGAGAGCCGAGCAUUUCCACGAACAUGUCUGAAGAUGAGAAUGAGGAGGAGACGUCCACCGCAGAGCUUCUGAACGAAGCUCAUCCCGAGCGGAUUCACGGAUGUCUGAUCACUGAGGAAGAGAAUCGUGAGGAAGAGACGCUCCGACCCAGAAAGACUGGUGAAACGAAUGUGGCUGAUGAACAAGCACUGAUUCAGUCGUACACAUAUGUGGCGGCCACUACUAACAUCCACCCGUAUCUGUCCAAUAUCGUCAACUACGCCCAGGCCGUCAAGUUCACCAGCUUUGAUGAAGCCGAAGAAAAAAAUAUCCAUCACAACAUGUCUUCCUUCAACGAGUCUGUCGGUUUGGGAUAUUUAAGGACAAACGCCAUUGAAUUUGUGAACUACAACAAACGGCAGAUGAGUCGCAUCUACCCCAAAGGAGGCCGAGUGGACUCCAGUAAUUACAUGCCACAGAUCUUCUGGAACGCCGGCUGCCAGAUGGUAGCGCUGAACUUCCAGACCCCAGAUUUGGCGAUGCAGCUCAACCAAGGGAAAUUUGAAUAUAACGGCUCAUGCGGGUUUCUGCUGAAGCCUGAUUUCAUGCGGCGGCCCGAUCGCAUGUUCGACCCGUUCUCAGAGACGCCGGUGGACGGAGUGAUCGCCGCCACCUGCAGCGUCCAGGUGAUUUCAGGCCAGUUUCUGUCGGAUAAGAAGAUUGGUACGUACGUGGAGGUGGACAUGUAUGGCCUGCCCACGGACACCAUACGUAAAGAGUUUCGCACGAGGAUGGUGAUGAACAACGGCCUGAAUCCCGUCUACAGCGGAGAAGCGUUUGUCUUCAGGAAGGUGAUCCUCCCAGACCUGGCUGUGCUGCGCGUGGCUGUGUACGACGACAACAAUAAGCUGAUAGGACAGCGCAUUCUCCCGCUGGAUGGACUGCAGUCGGGUUACAGGCACAUCUCCCUACGAAACGAGUACAACAAACCUCUGUCUCUGGCCACCGUCUUCUGCAGCAUCAUCCUCAAGACAUACGUGCCCGACGGCUUCGGAGCGAUUGCAGAUGCCCUAUCUGAUCCCAAGAAGUUCUUAUCGGUCUGUGAGAAAAGAACGGACCAAAUGAGAGCCAUGGGCAUUGAGAUGUCAGAUAUCGCCGAUGUGCCGAAUGACGGCUGGAUGGGAAACAGGAAGCGGAAGGGGAAUCCGGCAGCGAUGCUGCAGCAGAAAGACUCAGAGAGACUGAGAGCAGCGCCGGGACAGAACCCACUCAUCUGUUGCAAAGAGGAUACAUCAGUCCUCGCCCCUCAGCUGACCAUCGAUGACCUAAAGCAAACAAAGACCUACUUGAAGCUCGUCAAGAAGCAGCAGAAAGACGUGAGCGCUUUGAAGAAAAAGCAGGCGAAGGCCCACGUCGCACUGCAGAGCUCCCACUGCGCUCAAGUGGACAGGACUGUUGCUCAACAUGAUAAAGAGAAACAAGCGCUGGAGAAGCAGCUCGAGAAAAGCAUCAGGAAAGUGAGUGACAGUUACAGCCUUGAACUGAGCAGAGACAUCGAAAGGCAGAUCAAGACUUUAACGAGCAAUCACAAAUCAAAGGUGAAGGACAUGGUGGCCGGUCACGCGCUCGAAUGGGCAGAAAUGAUCAAAUGGCACUCGGCUGAAGAGCAGACUGUGAGAGAGCAGCAUGUGAUUCAGCAGUGUGAGACGCUCCGGAAACUCCUGCUGAUGGAGCACGAGCAGCAAACACAGCAGCUCUCGCUCCUCCAUGAGAGACAGAAUAAAGAGAUGCGAUCCAACCAAGCGAAGACCUCGAUGGAGAGCAGCAAAGCCAUCAGUCAAGACAAAAGCAUAAAGAACAAGGCUGAGAGGGAACGGAGAGUUCGAGAGCUUAACAGCACAAACACAAGGAAGUUUCUUACAGAAAGAAAAAGGCUCGCCAUGAAACAGUCCGAGGAGAGCGAGCAACUCCAGGCGGCUCUGCGGGAACAACUGGAGAGGCUGGAGAAACACAAUGAGGAGGCCAGAGAGACUCCGAGCAUGAAGACAGCAGGGAGGACAGAACAGAGCACUGAGCGAUCAAACCCACGGCCCGCUGCAGGUUCAUUACAGAUGAAACAGAGACACACUGCUGAUGACCACAGAAACAAAAACCACUUCAGAAAGACAGAUAAAACUUGCACAAACAAGACAGCACUGCAGGAAAUGAACAGUCAUGAGCAUCGCUGGCACGGAGCGACGUGUUUCAUUCUCAACCGCUCUGACUACAGCAAUGACCAUCUGAUCAUGAUUGGGACUAUUGCUUCUUUAAAAGCGUCUGAUUGCGGGCGGUUUCAUCAUUCACCCGGGUUCAAAUGUCUGCCGACCUCUUCACAUAAAACACACUGAGCCAAAUGAUCCGAAUGAAACAAUGAAACGUCUCUCCACAAAGGAAAUCACACUUGCGCUGUGAUGAACAGUGGAAGCAUGCAGUGCUGUAAGAGUUUCAUCAAUCUGACACUCAAACCAGCUUUCUGUCUGCUUCACAAUGUUGCCAUUAAGUUAUGAAGAUGUUUAUGAUGUCAUUUUUCAUUGGUUAUGUGAACAUUCCAUCAUUGUGCAAACAUUAUGAGAAUGUUAUUUUUAAAUGUACUCUGAACAUUCUAAAACAAGUUGUAACAUUUAAAAAAAAAAAUGUUACCUGAACAUCCAACUUGAAAUGUUUCUGAAAAACAAUCUAUAAAUAAUGUUUUUGUGGUAAAGUUUUGAGAACAUUAUGAUCAUUUUGAACGAACGUUCUAUUAACAUUACUGGAACGUUUGUUCGUAACUUUGAGAGAACCUUGCCAGAACGUUCUGAGAACAUUCUCAGUUAGCUGGGAAGAGAUCGAUCAUCUGAAUAACAUGCAUGUACACAGAUAACAAAAAAGUUCUUAAAACGUUAUGGAAACAUUCAUUUGAAAUGUUUAUAUAAUGUUAAAAUGUCCUGUUUUCUUGUUGCGUUUAGAACAUUAUUUAAAGGUUGCAAUAAGCUUAGUUCAACAUUCUCCUAAACUUAUUUGUACUCUAAUGUUCUCUGAAGGCAUUUGUAAUAUUCUAAAAAUGUUAAAAAGUCCUGUUUAAAGUUCAUCGUUCUCCUAACCUUAUAUUUACUCUCAAUAUAGCAUUCUCUGAAUGUUUAUUUGUAACAGUCUAAACAUUUUAAAAUGUCCAGUUUUCCUGCCGUUAUUAGAACUUUAAUUGUUACAAUAAUGUUCAGACAAUAUUCUCUUAACCUUAUUUGUACUCAGAAAUAACCUUAUGUGAGUGUUUAUUUGUAAUAUCUUAAAAACAGUACAGUUGUCUUAUCAUUAUUAGAGUGUUGUUUAAAGGUUACAAUAACAUUAUAUUAAUAACAUCAUAAGGAUGUUCUAAGAACAUUUUGUCUUAAUUAGAACAGGUAGAUUUUUGUUCUAAGAUUUACAUACUGUAGCUUUUACAAAAUGUUAGUGAAAGCUGUGGGAACGUUCUCUGUUAGCUGGAUGAAGUGACCAUGCAACGUUUUGUUUUGCUCAAAUUGUCCGUAUAGAUGAUCAAGUUUUUUUCACUCUCAGUCUCAAUUAGUGCUGAUUGUUUUUGGAUGCCAUAACAAAUGCAGGCUUCUGCUUGAGCAGUCAACAUGCUGUAAUAUACACUUACUGGCUCAUGUGUUUUCAGUCUCUGAAUUAGUCGUACAAUCGCUGAAGCAGAUUAUGAGUUAAUUGAGUGAAAAUGCUACGAGUGUUUAUGAUAUCUUAGUGUUUGAACAGCUGCUUUUAUGAUUUAAAUGUGUGUUUUUCCCUCCCACUGAAAUGAGCAUGAACACACGCAGCUGAAGGAAUUACAGCUGUACUGUGCUGGAAGCGAUAUUCCUGGUUAUUAACAAUCUAAUGUCAGUGUAAAACCUGUGUGUGUUGUCAUUUCAUCCAACUUUCCUGUUUACCGUGCGUUAUCAAGUCAAGUCACACUGGUAACACUUUAGAAUAGGGAACACUUAUUCACUAUUAACUAUGACUUUUCCCUCAAUAAAUUCCCGAUUUGCUGCUUAUUAAUAGUCAGUAAGGUAGUUGUUAAGUUUAGGUAUUGGGUAGGAUUAGGGAUGUAGAAUAAAGUCAUGUAGAAUAAGGCAUUAAUGUGUGCUUAAUUACUACUAAUAAAUGGCUAAUAUUCUAGAAAUAUGCAUGCUAAUAAGCAACUAGUUAAGAGACCCUAAAAUAAAGUGUUACCGUCACACUUUAUUGCCAUUCUGCUACAUGUGUGGACAUACAUGACCCUGGACCACAAAAACAGUCUUAAGUCGCUGGGGUAUAUUUGUAGCAAUAGCCAAAUAUUAUUUUAUG
Onychostoma macrolepis is the source of this 5868-nucleotide messenger RNA. RefSeq names its product 1-phosphatidylinositol 4,5-bisphosphate phosphodiesterase beta-4 (gene plcb4a). The record is from RefSeq and is a predicted model, not a curated record. Gene Ontology annotation, molecular function: calcium ion binding; phosphatidylinositol-4,5-bisphosphate phospholipase C activity. Bases 42 to 3920 code for a protein of 1292 amino acids. Gene Ontology annotation, biological process: lipid metabolic process; phosphatidylinositol-mediated signaling. The transcript is spliced from 38 exons. Lineage: Eukaryota; Metazoa; Chordata; Actinopteri; Cypriniformes; Cyprinidae.